ACCUCUACCACGACUAGUACUACCAGGGAGGGGCCGAGGGGGGACUCAGUCACAGCGAAGAAGGGUUUGUCCUGUCGGCCUUCGCUGCCACCUCCCCUACCCCCGCCACCGCGCCGACUUCACGCCGGGGACUCCCUCCCCGCCGCCGCCAACCGCCCGCGGGUAACGUGCAGGUCGGCGACGCCCUCGCCGGACCCCCGAGGGAGGCGGACUCCCGGGCUCGUGAGCCCUGCCUGCAGGGCUGCUGCCGCCGCCGCCGCCGCCGCCGGAUCGCUGGCACGGCCGCCCCGAUCCGCGAGGACACGAGCCGCCGUCGGCGGAUUUGCUACAAGUUCUUCAGCGGUGCGGAAACCGUUCUGCUAACAAGUUCCAUCGCGGCCAGAAGAUACUGACAGCCCCCAUGGCAAAGCCCGGCAUUCUAGGCCGGAGCAGCAGCAUGCCAAGAUCAAAUGAAGGCAUGAGGCUUGUAUUCUCAGCAGUUAUCGGUAUUAUGCUAGGCUACUUGUUUGGGAUAUCCUUCCCUACAGUCAAUAUAACCAAGCUUCAUUUCCCUUCCAGUAUUGUUUCCUAUAUUGAAGAUAGAAACUCCGGAAUCACAACCCAAACAUUGUUGAACCAUGCAUGGACAUCUGCAAACAGUCACAAGAAGAACAAUUCUGAUUCCAAGUCUGAUGAAAUUCCUAAGAUUUAUGUUACCUCAAACCCUAAAGGUGCUGAAAGGCUCCCACCAGGUAUUGUCGUAUCUGAAACAGACCUCUAUCCGCGAAGAUUGUGGGGUGAACCUAGUGAGGAUCUUACUAUCCAGCCAAAGUACCUUGUUACAUUUACUGUUGGAAUCGCGCAAAAGGCAAAUAUUGAUGCAGCAGUCAAAAAGUUCUCGGAGAACUUCACAAUUAUGUUGUUCCACUAUGAUGGUCGGACUACUGAAUGGGAUGAAUUUGAGUGGUCAAAAAGGGCCAUCCAUGUGAGUGUUAGCAAGCAAACUAAGUGGUGGUAUGCCAAGAGAUUUUUACAUCCUGAUGUCGUUGCCCGGUAUGACUACAUAUUUAUCUGGGAUGAGGAUCUAGGUGUUCAACAUUUCAAUGCAGAGGAGUACAUCAAGCUUGUUAGGAAGCAUGGGCUGGAGAUCUCUCAACCUGGUUUGGAACCUGAUAGAGGUCUGACAUGGCAAAUGACUAAGCGGCGUGGUGAUCGAGAAGUUCACAAAGUAACUGAGGAGAGGCCAGGCUGGUGUUCCGACCCCCAUCUGCCACCGUGUGCAGCAUUUGUAGAAAUUAUGGCAACUGUGUUCUCUAGGGAUGCAUGGCGCUGUGUAUGGCAUAUGAUUCAGGUGGGGUGUCAUUUAGAUCUCUUAGUUAGUCAUCUUGUUUGGAGCUGUAUGCUUACACUUCUUCACUAUUUUCUGCAGAACGACUUGAUCCAUGGAUGGGGUCUCGAUUUUGCUCUUAGGAAAUGUGUGGAGCCGGCUCAUGAGAAAAUUGGAGUUGUUGAUGCUCAGUGGAUUGUUCAUCAGGGUGUUCCAUCACUUGGCAACCAGGGCAAGUCGGAGAAUGGAAGAGCACCAUGGGAAGGGGUAAGAGGACGGUGUAGAAAAGAGUGGGGGAUAUUCCAGGCAAGGCUGGCCGAUGCCGAGAAGAAGUAUUACUUGGAUCAAGGCAUCACGCCGCCAAAUUCGACUUCAGUCUAGACGAAAUCACACGGUGCACAGGAACCAUAUUAGGUUUCUGUUGAGGAAACCUGGCCCUUACGUGCUCAGUAUUGUUCAUGAAAAUAGCAGCUGCCUACUAGUAUAGCUGAAGCUCCCGGGCCAGAUCUGUACAUGGGUUACCCACUUACCACGACGACCAUCAAGAGCAUGUUGCAGAGAGAGACGCAUGCUAAUAAUCAGACUUGUGCACUAGUAAAUUAUUGUACCGAUGCCACUUAUGGUGGAUGCAGAAUAUGAGUUAGAAGUACAUCUUAUUUA
Molecule: messenger RNA, 1966 nt
Organism: Aegilops tauschii subsp. strangulata
Lineage: Eukaryota; Viridiplantae; Streptophyta; Magnoliopsida; Poales; Poaceae
Source: RefSeq, a predicted model, not a curated record